GGGGGAGAUUUGCUCCUAUCUCUACCAACGCCGGCUGGUAAAUAAACGUCUAUAGAUGGAGUUUUGGUCGCUGUCGUGACUGCUGUUCGCCACCUCUCACUCUGCGGAAGAUUCUGCCGCAGCAUCCAAACCACGGCAGCUCUCCCCUGCGCAAACAUGGGCACCGUCCUCUCCAUAUCUCCUGCCUCCAAGAAGGCAUCUGUAAUGGACACUGAGGCUGCGGCAGAUGGAUUAAAAAACGACAAGAGCCUCAAGCGGCACUCAAUGUUCGUGUCUCUGUCCUGGAAGAAGCUGGUGGCCAAUUCGGCCAAGAAGAGCGCAAAGAAAGUCAACCCGAACCCGCUGCCGUCCAUCCAGGGGGCCCACCUCAACAGCGAGAACAACAGGAAGACGCACCAAGCCGAGGAGAAGAAGCCAAAGGCGCCCAUCCCAGUCCCGGUCCCCACGGUCCCCACGCAGAACAACGACAGCAUGGUCCAGAACGGGAGGCUGUCCACGGUUCAGAAACAACCCAGCAACAUAUCUCUGCUGUCGCCCAGACGGAUUGUUAUUCAGGCAUCAACCGGGGAGCUGCUUCGCUGUUUGGGGGAUUACUUGUGCCGCAGGUGUUACAAACUGAAAGAGUUAAACGGUGGCGACGUGGUCCUCUGGUUCCGAAACAUCGACCGGACUCUUCUGAUCCAGGGCUGGCAGGACAUCGGCUUCAUCACGCCAGCCAACGUGGUGUUUGUGUACCUGCUGUGCCAGGACGCCAUCACGGAGAGCGUGAGCAGCGCGGCCGAGCUGCAGGGCACCUUCCAGACCUGCCUCUACCUUGCAUACUCCUACAUGGGCAACGAGAUCUCCUACCCGCUCAAGCCCUUCAUCAUCGAGUCCAACAAGGACGUUUUCUGGGAGACGUCCCUUCGCAUCAUCGACCGGCUGAGCUCCAAGAUGCUCCAGCUGAACGCGGACCCGCACUUUUUUACCGAGGUCUUCCAGGACCUGAAGAACCAGCGAGACGCCAGCGAGUCCAGCUUGGACCGUUGACCUGGGGCUAUGGAAGGCCAAAAGUGCCAGAAUUUAAAAAAUAAUAAUAAUCAUAUACACAUCACAAACAUACACAUAUAUGUAUAAAGACCAAGAGGUGGGGGGGCCAGUGCCAGUUUUGGUACUCUAUCCACAAAUUUAUUUUAGGCUUUCAAAUUUACAUAGAUCAAUACUUAAGUAAACUACAGCUUCAAGAUUUUUAGGGCUUGUUUGUAUGAAAAAUUUACUUUCCCUCACAAUUAUUAUUUUCAAAAAGGUUUCUUAGAGAUAUCAUUUUUAGAGUUGUCUUUAUCCAUACAGAAAAAAAAAACAUCCCAAAUGUUGUGGUAACUAUACCAGGACUGUAUAAAUGGUGAUUCAACUUAGUAACUAAAAUACACCAAAAAAUUGAGGGGAAGUGGAGCAUGUGUUUGAAUCCUUUUUAAAUAGCUGAGUGUUAUAUGCACAAUACUUCAACAAAUUCAAACACUCACUGUCAUAUGGAGUUAUUAGUGCUCUUGGAAAUUAUAAAACACAUUGUUUGCAAAAACCUUUAUCCAUAAAAACCUCCAUUUGAAACAAUCUAUUUUGGGACCUCCAAAUCCUCUGGGUCCCUGGUGGUUAUUUUCUUAAAGUCCCAAAUAGGUUCUAACAAUAUGGUCUUCACAUUAAAACUUGAUUUUUCAAGUUGUUACAAUAUGUUUUUUGUUUAAACAAUAUAUCAGGAAUUUGCCGUUUGUUAUGUAAUUACCAAAAACCUUUCACAUUUUUAUAUUUUUAAAAUAUUGCUAGAAAUUAGGAAAAAAUUGCAAAUUUCCAAGAGUAAGAACAAAUGUUGUUAGAAAAGCAAAAGUUUUCAUGUUUUGGUGUAAUGCAGCUCUUUUCUGCUUUUGGCAACUGUUUGCUUCUAUAAAGAGCAAACAGAUGUAACUCUUGUUACAUCUAAUAAAUGCAAUGAGUUACCAAAAAUGUUGUUUUGGCAAUUUUGAAACUAUUUAAUCAAAUAAUUAAAUCUAGAAAAAAGUAUAACAUUUGAAUCAAAGACAUACACAAUUAUACAGGUGUUUAUUUAUUUAAUUGUGUUGCCAUAUAUCCUGUUUACAUUAUUCGACAAUUGGCUGUAGUACGGAAAAUACAAAAUAAAUGAAUACAUUCUCAAAUAAUUAUUUGUGAAUUUCACAGGCAACAUAUUACAGUUUUCAUUCAUGAUUAACAUAUUUAUUAAUUUGUAUGUUUAAUCACUGGCACAUUUUUAUCCCCCUAUGUUUUAUUUAUUUAAUUGUAGUUUUAUUUAACCAACUGGAUGUACAAAUAUUUAUCUGACAUAAUAUUUAUUUUUUUGAUUUUGGCACUUUUGAUUCUUGACGGGUGAACUGAGCUGCACACCGGCGUAUUUUUAAAGAUGAAUGUAAAAAAAGGUGACUGCAAAAUGUUUACUGCAGUGCUGAUGGCUUCUCGUGUCUGGGCUCAUGAUGUUACACAACUUCAAUAUGGUCUUUAGGUUCUACUGUAAGGAGUUUAAAACAUGCAUGCUGGUUGUACUUUGUCUCUUAUUUUGUCGUGUCCUAGAAAUCAACUUUAUUGUUAAAUGCUCCGUUCUAAGAGACUCUCAGUUCCCCAAUUUGUACAAAAUUAGCCUAUAUUCUGAGUAACUGAGUGAAUGUUGUGUGGCGAGGUCCAAGCCUGUGCCAGAAUAGAUCUUUCAGUCAAAUCAGGGCGCUGAGCUGUCCAAGGUGCUGACCUGUUCAGCCGUUUUUUUUUUUUGUUGUUUUUUUUGUUUGUCUUCUUUUCUCCCAACUGAACCGAGCAUGGCUUAUGAGUGCCACAGUCAGCCCAGAACACUUUGAGCACAUAAGCCUAAGCCUUGUAAGUAAGUAAGUAGAGGUAGUCUAUUGUGCUUUUUUAGCAUCUCAGUCAGCUGACAGAUAAGCUGUUGAACAUGGAACAGAUACAGAAUGUAUCUGAAAGGGCAAAUCACACUGAACAGUGAUUGUAAAUAUUCCUCUUUGAGCAUCAGCAGUUUCAUCUAGGCAUGGGCCGGUAUGAGGUCCUUCUGGUAUAAUAACUUGAAAAUAAUGUAUUACAGUUCAAGCAAAAUUAUAUAACCUAACUGCUUCUAUUUUAAAACAUAGAGGCAGCCAUUCUUCCCUCUACCGCUAAAGUAUUAAAGAAUUUAGUUUACAAACAGUUAUAUCAAUGUUAUAUAUGACCUUUAUUUGCCGUUAUGUUGAUUAUGACCAAAUAAAUGGAAAAAAGACAUGUUAUGUUUAGCAGUCUUGAAGUGCGUAUAGAAAAGAACAUUAUAUAAUUUUGCUAUUUCCCUCUUUCUAGAGGAACUAAAAAUAGCAUGCCGAUAUUCUCUUUUAUUAGUCAGGCUAUCUGCUCAGAUGGCCAACCUACCAUCAGCUGCUUAACAGACAUGCUACUGUAGCUUGUCAGUUGUAUUUUUACAUUAGAGUUAAUCCAAAAAAAAAAAAAUUAUUUGUGUUUCAUACAAAGGAAAAGUGUUGCAACUUUUUUGAGCCAGCAAACCAGCAAUGAGCAGCAACAGGUAGGAGACAGGGUAUCAAUACAACUGGAAAAAACUGAUCACUUUGGCAUUUUCUCUGAUAUCUCAUUGAAAGUACUUUAAAUCAUAAAACUUUGGCAGUUUUGAAACAGUGGCUUUUUCUGACCUCUAGAUACCACUAACCAGCCCAUGCCUGGUGUUAACCAAUGCUUUCUAUCAACAAAGUUUGUCUCAAUGUUUAAAAAAAAAUCAUCUGCUGGGGAAAAAAAAGUUCAUUCUAUGCUAUUUUAAUAUCUGUUGGUAUAAGGUUGUUUUUAGAUUCUCUGUGUGACAAAAAUCACCAGAAAUGUCACAACAAGAUCUUGUUUUUGUAAUUCAUACUUCAUUCCCUUAUAUUGUAACUGUACAACAAAAUAUUGUUGGCUUAAGCUGAACAAUAGAUGUACUGCUUUUAGUUUAACUGAAGACUGAGUGGAAUGUAGUUUUUUGUUUAUUUUUCAUUUGCUUUGUUUUAAAUCUUGUGCCAAGUGGAAAAUGGCCUGAAACAUUCUGGUUUACAUGUAAAUAUCCCAUCUCUUCAACAUGUUUUUAAUGCCAGUUUUGAUGAUGGUUGAGGUUAGUUUGAGCAUCACUGAAACAAACACAGGCUUAUAAACAACUUAUAUUUAUACUCUGUUCUGCAAAUGUGAGCCUCAGUUUGUUGACUUCAGAUUAGUUUAUUCAGAAUUACUCAAAGUACAAUUAUUUAAUGUGAGAAAACUGUCACAAAUAUAAAGAUUAUCUCCCAUUUGCGCAUGUGUUACAGUAGUAUUUAUAAACUAAACACAAUCCAACUUGGACUCUGAACCCAAACAUGGUCCACCUAUGGUUAACCUGAAAGACAAUUAUUAUAUUUUAUGAAUUGUUUGCUUGGAAAGUAAAUAACAAUGCUGCUAUUUUGCACAGAUGUGGACAAAUUUCAUGUUUUGCACAGCGAUGAGGACGUACAUGUGUUUCCUUGCAGGGACUGGAACGCUUUGCCAUUAAGUUUGCAUUCAUCGGCACCAGCUCUCGCUUUAGGAUGAUCCGCUGUGAAUGAAAUCUUUUGUACGGUCCAUCGUUUUCCCUAAAUGUCAUGUGGAAAUUGAUAUUUAGGUGUUUUUUGUCUGUGCUGUUACUCCACAUAUGCAUUCACUCUUGUGUGUGUUAAUAAAAGGUCAUAACAGUACUUGUUUGAGGUGACCAUAGUAAAAUAAAUUCAAAUUUAUGCAGGA
Molecule: messenger RNA, 4770 nt
Organism: Fundulus heteroclitus (mummichog)
Lineage: Eukaryota; Metazoa; Chordata; Actinopteri; Cyprinodontiformes; Fundulidae
Product: cyclin-dependent kinase 5 activator 1
Biological process (GO): positive regulation of cyclin-dependent protein serine/threonine kinase activity; brain development; activation of protein kinase activity
Cellular component (GO): protein kinase 5 complex; cytoplasm
Molecular function (GO): cyclin-dependent protein serine/threonine kinase activator activity; protein kinase binding
Source: RefSeq, a predicted model, not a curated record